Molecule: messenger RNA, 2127 nt
Organism: Vitrella brassicaformis
Lineage: Eukaryota; Vitrellaceae
Source: the annotation of a GenBank genome assembly
AUUUCGCCUCCAAUGUUGACCAGGCCUCACUUCACUUACAUGCGCAGGUCUGGGCGUCGGACCUUGCCCCUAAUCUACACAAUACCGGCGCACACACGGAAUGUUAGUUAAGUCACGCCUUGAUCGAAGCGUACAAACAGACGUCAGGAAGACAGCUUGCCAUCCGCUCUGCAUGCCCGCCGGUUAUACGAUACAAUCACUCAUCACACAUUGCUGUGCGUUACAAGAAACAGUCAUUCAGCAGGCGGGCUGCACAGGCGGGCGGGCAGAGGUUGGUGUGGCUGAAAGGUCGCCUGACGUCAGACGUCUUGGUCGGCGAAAAAGGCCACUUCCUCUUUGUCCAUGCUGCCAACUGUCGUGUACUGACACGACACCAUAUUCACACACACGCAGACACGCCACGAGUGAGAGUUCUCGCCACUGAGUGCUGUGCUGCAGGAGCAUAGCAUCCGCUUACCAUGGUGCUAGGUGCGCUUCGGUAUGGCCCUCCCAGCCGCCGCACUACAACUGAUGUCUGCAGAAGGACAGACACAACGACAACGCGAGACUACUUGCGGACACGCGCAAUCUGUCCAUCGUCCACUCACCACAAGUCCCAGGACUGCUGCAAUGGGCGUGCAGACGUAUCUACGCAACGUGUGUCAGUCAACACACACACAGCAACUCAGAAAGUGCCGAACUGUCUGUGGGAUCACGGACGAACACAUAUGUCUGUGGCGGGGUGCCCCGCCCACCUCACCUGUCUUCCAUGAGUUUGACGUGAGUGUGCGAGUCGUCCUCCACAUCCAGUGAGCCGAAGAAGAAACCGAAAAUCAAACCCAGCAGCAACGAGCCGAAUAUCAACGCACAUAUCUGACCGGAAUGGACACAUACCACAUGGCGCUCAGCGGGCUAGCAGACAGCUUCGUCUGAGCUGCACGAACCUGUGCUGGCGUAUGUACAGGCCCCAGAGGUAUGGCGUCCUCUUGCGCUGCUUUCAGGCCAGUCAGGCGAAACUCGUGCAGCAAAUUGAGGGCAUCCUGAACCAAACAGAAGACGGGCAGGGCCGGGGGGGAGGGGGGGCUCCAUCUGCAUACAGCCGGACUGUUCUAUCCAGCCGCUGACCAGGAAAGCAAAAGUGAGGGCAAAGCUGAGGGACACCCCAAGCAACGAAUACCUGAAGCCCACCCAGACAGACGCGUACACCGAUCGUGACGACGGAAUGCAAUGCGCUUCUCGUCCGUGCAUUCUCUGGCUGGCUACAUGGGUAUUUUGAUGAUUGGGCUGAGAUUGCAGAACCAGUCCUUCUCCAGCAGAAAGCAAAAGAGGCCCGACAAGAUGAUCUGGGCGGCGCGCACACAGAAACAGUUACAGGUGUAUCGUAUCAAGCACCACAUGGCCUGGCCUGGCACUGGUGGUGCUCAUGACCGACCGACCAUUCCAGCGAAUCCGUGCAGCAUGGUCCUGCUGUGCUGCGCGGCAGGCUCAGCUGCAACAGUCGACCACCCCUUCUGCCGAUGAGCUGAUCAAUCGGUCCGUCCACAAAUGAAAUGCCAAUCAAUGAACACACACAGGGUGGGGUAUUCAUGGCGGACCCGACCCAAGGUCUCUCUCAUCAAUCAAUGUGUCAGUGGUGUACCUCUCCAUAUGAUGAGUCCGCCGAGGAAAAGAAACCCUGUACCGAACAGCUGACAGGCACGGCACAAGGAGGUAGGAGGGAGAGCGAUUUAUGGCAACGCUGCAUCCUUCUUUCGUGUUGGCUGACGCGUCGUGUUUGGCUCGUUGCCUUGCCUACCACUGAGAACCACCGAUUAAAGGAAACCUCGAUGAGCGCAUUGGUGACUGAAUGAAACACAAUACGCAAGGCAUCCGCAUCCACUAAAGAGCCGAGCACCGUCCUGUGAUUACGCUCACCGAUGUAGGACGAAAAGGUUCCAAACACGACCCCAAUCUGAACACACAUGCGUCAGGCAAAGAUCCAUCCGUAUCAUUGCCGUUCUGCCCACAUCCGAUGCUCACCAGUGCCGCGUAGAGGUCUCCAGUGUGUACGCGGCUGCCAAUGCCCAUCACGCUACCAGAUCUGUCCAUGUGCUGAAAGCAACGAGUGCAGUAGAUCCGUACGAGGCUUUUUGCUCUCCGGGGCUCACC